GUCCCCGAACUUUAGAAUUGGGCCCUAACGAUCUAAUGUACAAGAUUGCAAUUGCAAAUGAAGCGCAAAUCGCAAAUAGUCCAAUACUAAGCUCUCCAUCGACGGGCCACCUGGUGAAAUCUCGGAGCAUCACAUGUUACCAUUGUCAGAGCAAAUACCGAUGUUUAGCGCCAAACAACAAAAACAAUAAAAGACCCGCACAUUAUCUGGUGUACAGUCAUAUCCGCUGACAGCGCACUCUCUCCUGUUACCUAAUCCGCGUUGCCAGAUCAGUUGUCCUCUAAUACUCCGAGGUUACAGCAGCUCUGCCCAAACCUUUACACCUCAAAAAAAAAAAAAAAAAAAAAAUCCAUAAACUCAAAAGUUCACUUGAGUUGACCCUUUAUUAUUUUUUUAAUUUUCAAAAUUGUCUCAGAUGAAUUUGCUCAUCUAUUUGGUUAAUGGAGUCUGUGGUAAGUUAUGAGCUGGGUAGGUGCCUGCACUAGACAAACCCAGCUUGAGAGCUCAUCAUUACCUGUUUUUCCUCAUCUGCGCACUUGAAGUUCGCUUUGCCUUGCUUACUUCACAAGGGUAAUUAUAUUCUUUCCUUUGAUUCAAAUUGUUAUUUAUGACUUACCCAGAUUUGGAUCUUCUCCUCUUUCUUUGCUUUACUCAAAUUCCGUAAAGAUUUUUCACAGAUCGUUUUGUCCUUUUUCCUUUAGUGGGGUUUGUCAGUUGUCAGUAGAUUUACUUGCCAUAUGUGCAGUUCCGCUUAUUUACUGCAUAGAACAUUGAGCGUUAGAGUAAUGGCUAUAGCUCGGCUUGCUCGCCACGCGAAACGUCCUUACGGGUUAUGUGCGAAGGUGACAGCGGUAGCGAUUAUGGGUCUCUGCUUUAUUUUUGUUUGGUCUAUGUUCUCUUCUUCUUCCUCUUCUUCGUCAGUAACCAUUCAGAGGGAAAGCUUCGACGAUAUCGCUCAACCAGUACCAGCUAACAAUAGGGUAAGCAAUUCUAAGACCCAAUCUAAAAAGAAGGAACCAGAAAAACAUGAAUCGAGUAGAGAAGAUCAAAAGGUGAAAGUUGAAUCUAAUUUGGAAUCGAAAAAGGAUGAGAAAAAGAUUAAUGGGUCUGCUUAUCCGUCUAUGAAUGAGCACGAGUCUCGGGAAAAGGGUAAGAAAGAAUCAUCUAAUAAGAAAGAUAGUGCUAGAAAGUUGCCGAAUGGGGUGGCAAAAGAUAGUAAUUCGCAAGAGGAAUCUGAGAGCGAAGAAUCAGUAAAGGAAGAGGAGGAGGGAGGAGUAGUGGAUGGUAGGGAAGAGGCAACUGAUGGUCAAAGUGAAGGAAAUGGGGAAGUGGAAGGAGAAGGUGGUUUGAUUGAAACAAUAGAUCAAGAAGCUACAGAGAAGGUGGAAGAUGAAAGUGGUGGGUCAAAAAGUGCUGGAAAGAGGGGAAAGAUAAGGGGUCCUUUAUUUGAUCCAAUAGCACAUUAUAGUUGGAGAUUAUGUAGCACAAGAAGCAAGCACAAUUACAUUCCUUGUAUCGACAUUGGGAGUGGUACUGGAAGGCUGCAAAGCUAUAGGCAUACUGAGAGAAGUUGCCCGAGAACACCUCCAAUGUGUCUUGUUCCACUCCCUCAUGAGGGUUAUGGCUUUCCUGUGCUCUGGCCUGAGAGCAAGUUGAAGAUACUGUAUAAAAAUUUAGCGCAUCCAAAACUUGAUGCAUUUAUUAAGAAAAAUAGUUGGUUGGUGCAGUCAGGGAAGUACAUUACCUUUCCCCAAAACCAAUCUGAAUUCAAGGGUGGAGUUCAGCACUACCUUGAAUCCAUUGAAGCGAUGGUACCAGACAUUGAAUGGGGAAAGAAUAUUCGUGUAGUAUUGGACAUGGGAUGUGCAGAUUCAAGCUUUGGGGCUUCACUCCUUGAUAAAGACGUAUUGACAUUGUCACUUGGCUUGAAGGAUGACCUAGUUGAUCUAGCCCAAGUUGCACUAGAGCGGGGUUUUCCUGCAAUAGUUAGCCCCUUUGGAACUAGGAGGCUUCCUUUUCCUAGUGGUGUUUUUGAUGCAAUUCACUGUGGAGAGUGCAACAUUCCUUGGCAUUCCCAUGGAGAUAAGCUUCUUCUGGAGAUGAAUCGGAUUUUAAGGCCUGGUGGAUACUUCAUUUUGUCAACUAAACAUGACAAUGUUGAAGAGGAAGAAGCCAUGAUCACUUUCACAGCAUCUAUCUGUUGGAAUAUUUUGGCUCAUACAACUGAUGAAGUAAGUGAAGUGGGUGUUAAAAUAUACCAGAAGCCGGAGUCAAAUGACAUAUAUGAGUUGAGAAGAAAGAAAAAUCCACCUCUUUGCAAGGAAAAUGAAAAUCCUGAUGCAGCCUGGUAUGCUCCUAUGAAGAGUUGCUUGCAUACUAUUCCAUCUUCAAUUGAACAGCAUGGGACAGAUUGGCCCGAAGAAUGGCCUAAGAGGCUGGAAACUUAUCCGGACUGGAUAAAUGAUAAGGAAAAGUUGAUUUCAGACACCAACCACUGGAAAGCCAUAGUUGAAAAGUCUUAUCUGACAGGAAUUGGUAUUGACUGGUCAAAUAUCCGGAAUGUAAUGGACAUGAAAGCCAUCAAUGGAGGAUUUGCGGCUGCUCUCUCACAACAGAAGGUUUGGGUAAUGAAUGUGGUCCCUGUCCAUGCACCAGACACACUUCCUAUCAUAUAUGAGCGUGGGUUUUUUGGUGUCUACCAUGAUUGGUGUGAGUCCUUUGGCACAUAUCCAAGAUCAUAUGACCUUUUGCACGCCGAUCAUCUUUUUUCACGGCUUAAGAACAGGUGUAAGCAUCCAGUAUCAAUUGUGGUGGAGAUGGAUAGAAUAUUGCGGCCUGGCGGGUGGGCAAUUAUACGUGAGAAGGUGGAGAUACUAGAUCCACUAGAGGGAAUACUGAAAAGCUUGCAUUGGGAGAUUCGCAUGACUUAUGCUCAAGAUAAGGAGGGUAUAUUAUGUGCCCAGAAAACCAUGUGGCGGCCUUAGAAUCUCUGUGUAUGAUAAAGUUCUUGUUUUCCGAGUAUAACUGCAAAAGGAAAGUAGGAGGUGAAGGCAAGUUUUUUCUGCUGCCUUCAUAGCAGAGCAAGAAUAUACAGAUUCAUCAUUUUUUAGUUAAGUAUAUGAUUUAACAACCAACUAAUUGGAUAAUCACCUUCUCAAUGGUUUAGUCGUAUGUAACAUGUAGUUCUGAAUUGAGUUUCUGAAUUAUCUUUGGAUUUUGAAAUUAGAUGAAGGUGGAGUUGAAUUUGUGUUGUGAAUGAUCCAACAUAAUAUCAAAUUCAUCUAUCUGAAUGGAUUCAUUUUAUAAA
Messenger RNA from Hevea brasiliensis (rubber tree), 3307 nucleotides. RefSeq names its product probable methyltransferase PMT28. Gene Ontology annotation, cellular component: cytoplasm; trans-Golgi network; endosome. Gene Ontology annotation, molecular function: methyltransferase activity. Lineage: Eukaryota; Viridiplantae; Streptophyta; Magnoliopsida; Malpighiales; Euphorbiaceae. The coding region runs from base 738 to 2984 and encodes 748 amino acids. The record is from RefSeq and is a predicted model, not a curated record. The transcript has 8 exons.